Vespa mandarinia (Asian giant hornet) is the source of this 789-nucleotide messenger RNA. RefSeq lists its product as uncharacterized. Lineage: Eukaryota; Metazoa; Arthropoda; Insecta; Hymenoptera; Vespidae. The record is from RefSeq and is a predicted model, not a curated record.
AUGGCUCUUGGAAAGCUGAAAGCUAUUUGUUCAAUGCGAAUAAAACUUCUCGAAUGUCAAAUAGUCUCGUUAAAAAAACGUUCCCCUUUAACGAAUAGCUUGAGACUUUAUUUGCAUUUGAUUCAAGCAGGCGACCAUGGUGGUGAAGUUGACGUCGACGGUGGUGACAAACACGUCGUGAAAGGUGGCGGUACGAAACAGGAAGAGGACUAUCAUGAGUCGAAAGGAGAAAAGAACGAUGAGGGCUACGAAAAAAUUCACGAGUACGAGAAGAAAGAGGAGGGCCAUCACGACAAAGAGGAUCAUGAGCGUAGUUAUGACGAAAAGGAUGGUCAUGAUAAAAAGAAGCAUGAAGAGGGUGGUCAUUACAGUGAACAUCAUCAUGGUGUAAAAGGAGAGAAGAAUGCGAAAUUUGAGGAGGAAGGAAAGCACCAGAAAGGUCAUAGUACCAAAGGGGAACAUAGUAUUUUCAAGAAAGACGAAUACGAGAAAAAGCACGAUUUUUACGAUGAGUUUCACGAAGAUGGUGAUCAAGAGAAUCAUGGUGCCUAUCAUAAGAAAAACGAGGCUAAUAAAGGAAAUCACGAAAAGAAAGGCCAUCAUGAUUCAGAUUACAAUGAGCACAAACAUGAUAAAGAAUCGAAGCAUGAGAAGGGACAUCAUAGUCACGAUCAAAAGGGCAAGAAGUCCGCCGAAGGACACGAUGAUCAUCAUCGUCAUGAUGAGAAAUAUGGUAAAAAAGAAGGACACUCAUCUGGAAAGAAAUGGUCGAAAAAGAGCAAACGUUGA